GAGAACACGGACACACACACACACACACCAUGCCAGCAUAGGGAACCCAGAUUAGACCCUGGGACUUAGAGCACAGAAGGAGUCUUGACAGUUUGCGGUGAAACCGCCUCGAUCUUUCCCUGGCGAUGGAUGACUUUGAAUACAGCGUGGAGAUCUCGGACCGCGACUGGGACUGUUUCUUCCAGGAGUGCGAGGAGUGCUCCCUCCUUUCUCCCGCGUUGGCCGGAACGGACGACUCCGGCAUGAGUGACCUCGACGAUUUGGGGUCAGCUCAGUUGAGCAAGGCUCUCGUCGAACCCAACCUGGGAGCGGCCUUCCUGGAAGACGGACGUCCUUCCGACGGCCCCCCCGAUCGCCAAGGGUCCCCCUUGCCGAAUUACCUCAGCAAAUAUGCCGUUGGUGUUUCGGAGAAUAUCCUCUCGGGGAGCGAGGAGGAUGUGCACCUGGAGUCUGUAAAUAGGUUCUUUGAGAGGCUUAGGAGUUUUACGGAGACAGGGCAGUGUAUUGAGCCCGGCACAACGGCAGUUGGAAAAACUGAAGAGGCAGUGAAGAGGGAGGAGGCGUGUAGCAACGGGCCGCCCGCCAACCUCGCUGCUUUGCCAGCAAACAUCCUUGAGUUCAACUCCCAGUCUGCCAUUAGUGAAACAGCAGCUGGGAAACACACGGCAGUGCCAGAUGACUCCGACUGCACCACAACGGGUACAGAUACCGGUGCUGAUUUCAAAAUGGCUUCUGAACGCACACACUCCGAGUUUCAGGAUGAGGCAAACAAACCCUUUCUGGACACGGAGCUGGCCAUCAGAGAGGAGGAGUGGUUGGUGACGACGGCUCACAAACCAAGAAAGACGAGGGAUGAGGAGGAUCCGUCUCUUGACCAGAGUGUCUGCCUAGACCUGCCCUCUGCCCCUGGAAAGUCACCCCAGAGCUCACAGACAUGGGUGGCUAAAUCCAUGGAUGAUCUGAGGCCUGGAGACGACUUGGUUGAUCAGGCGCUGCUGAAGAGAAGCCCCCCCCUUCAGGAGAAGCCCUCAGUUAACCUCGAUGUGAUUCCUUGUGAUAACGAGGCAGAGGAGAGCAAAUGUGUUGGGUUGUCCUGCCAGCUGGGUGCGAGCAGAGUAGCCAACCAGGAGCUAUCCCCGGCAGGUAACAACAAGAAGAAGAAGAGGAGGAGGAAACGAGCUAGCAUGGAGCCCGUGGAGACUGAGUGCAGUUACGAGAGGCAGGUAUUAGCCAACCGUAGUGACUCGGACGAGGAAACGCGAGCAUUCUGGGCAGCUGAAAUGAGUCCUCUGGCUAAAUUAUCUGGAGAUUGUUGCGAUGGUUUUAUGAUUGAGCACAUCCAACCUCCACAAAGUCUAGCUGAUGACAAAGACCUGUCAACACCAAGCUAUGGUGGUGAUAACGUAACUAAUUUACAGCCAUGCAGCGGAUCAGCAUUACAAGCAUCAAUUGAAUUCCAAGAAUGUGACGGGUUGUCGGCCUCAUGUGCCACCUGUGUUGGUGGUGAGCCAGCAAGUACUGGUAGCCUGGCAACAAGCCAGACAGAGCAUGAGCCUCAAGUGAAUAAUACAAAAAUAAAAAUACCAACAAAUGAGCCUCAACAGGACAUAGAUCGAGAAUUGAUGAAUGUGGAGGAUUUCACUGCCACAGGUUUUAUUUCACCUAAACAAGACACUUUGUGUGUUGUUACGGACAGCAUGGUUGGGUUAGACACACAGGGGCAGUCUGUGGGUGGGGAAAUGCAGCUCAAGUUCACAAGACCUAGUUUAGACUUCAGGGAGAUCCAAAAAGAGGCACAUACUGAUUUAACUCUGUUGUCUGACAAGUUAUUGUUUCCUCACAGAAGCAGCUACCACUCAGAACCUGACACAGGAAACAGUCAAACACACUAUAAAGAAGAUACUUAUCAGACUGUGUGCCCAGCGCAUGAAACAGACCCCAUGUUAGUACUUCCACAUGUUUGGAAAGUUGAUCAACAGAGCAGUUUAAAAAGUCCUUUCUCUAGUUUGUCUGCUUUCAAAGGCAACCAAAACAGAGUAGAUGAGUCUAACAUAACAUCUUCAACAGUACUGCCAGUUUCAAAACACACCGAUGCAUCCCCUGCAUCAUCUGAAAGCCCUGAUACAUUGAUCACGUACUGUGGUACCCCCCCGAUGGCGGACACAAGUGAAAUAACUGACAGAAACAAAAGCCAAGAUAUCUGUGAAAACGACACAGAGCUCAGAGCUUAUUCACUGGUGCCCACAGAGGAUGCCAGAGCAAGGACAGGGGAUGGGCAGGUGACAGGGAACACACCCGACCCCAACAUGACCGGGUACGCCAUGUCCUCUUUCUGGAAGGAUAUGGAGCAAAUGACGAUCAACGACAUCUUGCGUUUCCAAGGGAUCGGCGCGGUCCAGCACCACGUUACCCCGCCAGACGGUGUGACGGCAGAGCCCGUGGAGGGUGUGGACUCUGGAUAUUUCGGUGAACGGGGGGAUUCGAACCCUCAACUGUCCGGUGAAGUCUUCAACAUCUCAAGUUUUGACGAAGAUUCAAAUCCAAUCACUGAUGCCGACGUGGGUGGUGUUUGUCCCGACUCUAGUGGCGUCUUGUGGGAAAGUAAGCAUGAGCCUGUAGAACCGGGAACUGAGACGUGUUCUGAUCAUGCAACCCUCGUGAAGGAUUUACCCCAGCAAAUAAUCUCUGGCAGUCCCCAAAAAUACUACGUAAAGAAAAUGUACAAAAACAGAAGUAUGCAGAACUUGCCUGCUCUGGAGUCUAAACCUUUAGGUCAAUCGCUUAAAAGUCGGGUUUUACCAACUGUCAUCACCGAGGAAGGUGAAUACGACAAGGAGCUUUUCAAUGAAGAGCACACGCUGAGACGAGACUGCCGGCCCGACUCUUUACCUCCAUCUUCUUUUUCUGAACAAGUCAACACAAAAAGCUACAACUUCUCUAUCACAGAUAUAUUCAGAUAUUUCUUUACAGGUUCAACAUCCGAACCCUGUCAGUCUGACACAGACAACAUGCAGACAACGGCCGCUUCCUACGCCAGUGGAAACUCAGUCGCUGAGACGUAUGAUCACUUCUUCUCAGACUUCGAGGUGGACAGCUUCUUCUACCCUCUCUUGGAGGAAGGACACAACAAAAACGAAACGGUGCCCAUCUUUUCCUGCUCGCGAACCACCAACAGGAACCUCCAGUUCCCUGAUGCCUACGACCAUUUCUUCCCCUCGUCCUCCUCUGAAGAUUCGUCCAUGGAAUCUGACGAGGAGGAUUGCGAAAGCCGGGCGCCGAUUCGCGUUGUGUCAAGGUUCACUCUUAAGGACGGUGAGAUUCAAGGUGCUUCCACAGGACCAGAUAUUUAUGAGAACUUCUUCUCUGACUGGGACCAGGGUGGGAAUGUCUUCUGGAAAAAUGGGCUUUCUUUAAGGAAUGUCCGGUUUCCUGGGUCCACCUACCAGAGACCAACAUCUGACUCCUUAGCUUUGGUACCUGUUACGUACAGUAAUCAAACCAGGAAGUUAGUGCAGAGGACAAUCCAACCAAUCAAAGUACUUGGGAACCAAGCCCAGCCCUUCCUUGACCCUCUCUUGUACAACUUCAGUGACAGGCUCGUCAGACAGCUAGCCGAGCAGCCUUUGAGACACGAUGACCUACAGAUAGCCGUUGCUAAUCCAAGGCUAGAUGCUCCUCUGCUGAACGUCAGGCAGACGGACAUGUGCUUGGUGUUCAUCGCAUUUGCCUCUUGGGUGCUGAAGUCUGCCAAUCCACAAGUGGGAGACGCGUGGAAGGCCGUCCUGCUGGCCAACGUCAGUGCCCUGUCUGCCAUCCGAUACCUGAGGAGACACGCCAGGAAGGAGGAGGAGGAGGCAGGGCGAGGGGAAACGCUGCGUCACACUCCUUCCAUGUGAUCGGGGAUCAUCCAGCCUGCUCCGAAACGUCACUCCAACCUUUUUGCCAUGGAAAACCAGAGAGACUUUGUGUUAUUCUGUGGAAAAUUGAAGAGAAACUGAGUAUUGUUUCAUGGAAUACUAGAGAAAGAAUCUGAAUUAUUUCAUGGAAAACUAAUGACUGAACGCUGUUAGGCUUGAGGCUCUAUAAACAUAUAUAUAUAUAUAUAUAUAUAUAUAUAUAUAUAUAUAAGAAUCUGGUUUUACAGAUACAGAGGCAGAUUUUGAUGUGCAGUGUUCAAAAUGUUUGCACUUUUUAUAGACACAUUGUGAAUGUUCAUGGAUGUUAUUUUCUUUCUGGGGAAGCUUCUUUGAGGGUUUACCUCUUGAACUGACUCAAACUGAGGUGUGAAGUACACUAAUGACUCAACUCAAACUGACCCAAUAUGUAUUAAAAGAGGUCCUACAGAUGAAAGGUCAUGGGAGGAGAAAGGUGAUUGAAAGCUUGAGUGAAACACACCACAGGUAAUGUUUAACAACAGAAAAACACACCAUAACAUUUUGGUUGUGUUUCUGAUUUACAGACAAAUGUUCUUAAAUGUAAAAAUGCAAGUGUAAAUGCUACACAAACUUCCAGUGUAAAAACAAUUAAUAAACUACUGUCAACUGAAGUUUCAAAUCCAAUUUCAUCAGCAGAGAGGGGGAGUUUCAUUUUGAUCGUAGAUACUAUUUUUUAUGUUUCCAUCUGCCAUGUUCUGACUUGCUCUGUAAGCUGUGGCUGACGUUCCUUUCAACUGAAGUAAAAAGUAUUUCUGUCGUUCGAGUGCUGUUUGUGCUGCAGUUACACAUUUCAGACAACAGAGGGCGCCACAGGAUAACAUUAUGAAUCAUGCCAAAUAAUCUUACAUUGUACAUCUUCAUCCAUCUCGCAGACGCCUUUUUGGACGUUCAAAAAGUGCACAUAGAAAGUACGAAACAUGAACUAAAUUGGUAUAGUGUCACUAGGGAGGUGCACAACCUCAAUCUAUACCCCUGAUUAUAGAUACAUAAUCAUCUUCAAGUUUGAGCUCAUAUGUUUUGGUCAUUU
Hypomesus transpacificus is the source of this 4962-nucleotide messenger RNA. It is a transcript of the gene perm1a, whose product is annotated as PPARGC1 and ESRR induced regulator, muscle 1. Gene Ontology annotation, biological process: regulation of DNA-templated transcription; response to muscle activity. The coding region runs from base 126 to 3896 and encodes 1256 amino acids. The transcript has 4 exons. NCBI's taxonomy places the organism in Eukaryota, Metazoa, Chordata, Actinopteri, Osmeriformes, Osmeridae. The record is from RefSeq and is a predicted model, not a curated record. Gene Ontology annotation, cellular component: nucleus; cytoplasm.